Molecule: messenger RNA, 905 nt
Organism: Notodromas monacha
Lineage: Eukaryota; Metazoa; Arthropoda; Ostracoda; Podocopida; Cyprididae
Source: the annotation of a GenBank genome assembly
AAGCUGAUUGAGCACUCUUACAGCAAACACAUUUUCAUUCGAGAGAAAAAAAAAACCCCUAUUCAACAAACAUGAACUCCGUUUUCGUCGCCCUUGUCCUGUCAGGCGUGGUGUGUGCUGCUGUCGCUGACCUGGGUUAUGGUCACCACCGCAGUUACGCAAGCACCCCGUACCAUGCUGACCAGGGUUACGGAUAUCAUCACCGAGAACCCGCUUAUGGCCACCACGCGGUUUUGACACCCGUGCACCCGACUUACAGCACGGGUUACAAACAACACCAGCACGUCGGUUAUGGUCAUCAUGGCCAUCAUCAGCCAGGCGUGGUGUGUGCUGCUGUCGCUGACCUGGGUUAUGGUCACCACCGCAGUUACGCAAGCACCCCGUACCAUGCUGACCAGGGUUACGGAUAUCAUCACCGAGAACCCGCUUAUGGCCACCACGCGGUUUUGACACCCGUGCACCCGACUUACAGCACGGGUUACAAACAACACCAGCACGUCGGUUAUGGUCAUCAUGGCCAUCAUCAGCCAGCAUACACUCAUGGUUCUCAUGGCUACCAUCACGAGCCCACAUACGCCAAAGUUCACCAUGUCCAACAUGACAAUGGCUAUGGCCAAAAGGGUCACUCAUUGGCUCACUCUGUUCAUCAUGGCUAUGGAGCACAUUCCUCUGUUGUCAAACAUCAGUACAACAAGCACUGAACCAAACAACGAAAGCAGUAUUUAUUGAAAUCGUGGCCGACGAAAUGGAAUUUUUCACGUCGUCAGGCAUUUCCAUGACGUCUAUUGUUCCUGAAAAUUUCGUGCUUUUACUGUGUGUCUUCGUGGUCUUUUGUCCUUUGUUACAGAUUUGCUUAUUUUUUGGCGAAUAAUAAAUAAUGAAUCUCUGUCUUUGAUUAUAAACAA